This is a messenger RNA of Kazachstania africana CBS 2517, 3288 nucleotides long. It is a transcript of the gene KIN2, whose product is annotated as serine/threonine protein kinase KIN2. Gene Ontology annotation, cellular component: cytoplasm. Gene Ontology annotation, biological process: protein phosphorylation; intracellular signal transduction; microtubule cytoskeleton organization. Gene Ontology annotation, molecular function: tau-protein kinase activity; ATP binding; protein serine/threonine kinase activity. Bases 1 to 3288 code for a protein of 1095 amino acids. The transcript has a single exon. The record is from RefSeq and is a predicted model, not a curated record. Lineage: Eukaryota; Fungi; Ascomycota; Saccharomycetes; Saccharomycetales; Saccharomycetaceae.
AUGGAGGACUACCACGUUAAUCCUCAAUUUAAAAUGGGGGCAGCUCCUUUCAAAAACCAACCGUCUUCCAGCGGAGGUGCUGUCGCUCCAGCUACCCUCCGAAUGAUGGGCAGGCAGCAGCAGCAACAACAACUACAACAGCCUCCAAUAAACCAGAAUUACAAUUAUACUACUAAACAGCCUACACAGCCUUUAAUGCCACCAGUAAGUAUCCCAAAUGGUAAGAAUAGUAAUGGUGAAUCUAAAUCAUCUGCAUCAAAACCUGAAAUCAAACAAUUCCAUAGGAAGUCAUUGGGUGAUUGGGAUUUUUUGGAAACUGUUGGUGCAGGUUCAAUGGGUAAAGUGAAGUUAGCCAGGCAUCAUCAGACUAAUGAAAUCUGUGCGAUUAAAAUCGUUAAUAGAGCAACUAAGGCUUAUCUGCAUAAAGAGCAAUCUUUAGCACCUCCAAAGAACGAAAAUGAAAUGUUAGAAAGACAAAAGAAACUUGAAAAGGAAAUUUCGAGAGAUAAGAGGACCAUUAGAGAGGCAUCUUUAGGUCAAGUACUAUAUCAUCCUCAUAUUUGUCGUCUAUUUGAGAUGUGUACGAUGUCGAAUCAUUUUUAUAUGCUCUUUGAAUACGUCUCAGGAGGCCAAUUAUUAGAUUAUAUUAUUCAACAUGGUUCUUUAAGAGAACAUCAUGCAAGAAAAUUUGCUAGAGGUGUCGCAAGUGCUUUACAAUAUUUACAUGCAAAUAACAUUGUCCAUAGAGAUCUGAAAAUUGAAAAUAUUAUGAUUUCCACUUCUGGUGAAAUCAAAAUUAUUGAUUUUGGUCUUUCAAAUGUUUUCGAUACGAGAAAACAAUUGCAUACGUUUUGCGGUUCUUUAUAUUUUGCUGCUCCUGAAUUACUGAAAGCAAAUCCAUAUAUUGGUCCAGAAGUAGAUAUAUGGUCAUUUGGUGUCGUCUUAUAUGUCCUCGUUUGCGGGAAAGUUCCCUUUGAUGAUGAAAAUUCAAGUGUCCUGCAUGAAAAAAUUAAACAGGGUAAAGUCGAAUAUCCAAACCAUUUAUCAAUCGAAGUUAUUUCUCUUCUUUCUAAAAUGUUAGUAGUAGAUCCAUUGAAAAGGGCAAAUUUAACUAAAGUUAUAGAGCAUCCAUGGAUGAUUAGAGGUUAUGAUUUCCCACCUCCAUCAUAUCUACCGAAGAGAAGUCCAAUGACUCCAGAAAUAAUUGAUGCACAUGUUAUCAAGGAAAUGUAUCGUUUGGAAUUCAUUGAUGACAUUGAAGAAACUAAAAAAAUUCUCAUAAAAAUUAUUACGGAACCUGAAUAUCUUGAAUUGUCAAGACAAUACUGGUCAAUUGUGGAUGAACAUAAAAAUAGCAUAAGUGGUAAUACCAGCAUUAAUAGCAGUAAUAAUAACAAUAAUAAUUAUAAUCUACCAGAUCCAACUCAAGCAUAUCAUCCGCUACUGUCCAUGUAUUACUUGGUCUCAGAAAUGAUGGCACGCAAACUCGCUAAAUUACAAAAGAGACAGGCAACGGCUGCAGCUGCAGCUAUGCCUCUGCCACCUUCUACUGUUACAACCUCCAUUUCUCCAGUUACAACGUAUAAUCAAGAUCAAGACAAAACUCCCACAGAUAAAAUACCUUCCAAUCCACCAAAUUAUCGAAACAAUAUUCCACAGCAACUAAGAAGCCCAUUGCAAUCGAAUGUAAAGGACCCAAAUAAACAACAGACAAAUACCACACCAGCUGUGAAGUCCACGCCUAGCAAUACUAAUGGUCAAGGAAAACCUUUACAAAUCCUGGUACCACCAAAAUUGGCAAUGCCAGAGCAAGCGCAUACUUCUCCAACCACGAGAAAAUCAUCUGAACAACACGAAAAUAUACAAGGUACCUUGAUACAGGAUCAAGGCAAUAAUGCAUAUCAACAACAAGCCCAUCAACAACAGCAACAACAAAGCAACAGUUCCCCGGUUGAAACACAAGAUAAGUUAAAGUCCUUCGGUGGCAUCUUGAGGAGAUUAUCACAACGUAAUCGUCAUCCACAACAGCAAUCUCCUUCACCAUUGCCUCAAGCUCUUCAGCUAGAUUUGAAUACAGAACUUCCAAAAAAUAGCAAUAAUAACAAUGGAAUUAAUAAGAAGACCCAUUCGCGUACUGUAUCUGAAUAUGCCCCUAAUGUAUCAAGAUAUCCAACUUACGGUACAUAUACCGCCAACACCAACAAUGUUGUCAUUACACCACCAAUGAGGUCUGCAUCGCAAAGACAGAGGAAACAAAAUGAAUUACCUGCGUUGCCUCCGAAUGCUCAGACAUUAGUUCAGGAACAACGCGAAAAGCAAGUAGAAAAAGAUAUGAUGAGAUUGAAAGUUAACGAUAAACAUAUCGGUUCUAGUGUCGAAAGUCCAAGAAAUGCUAAUGAAGAAAAUAAUUUAGAACCAGAAGAUUCUGACGAUAAUAAUAAUACGCUACCUCCGCUCAAUAUAAAUAAAAACCGUAGAUAUCAUCCAAGUGCAAGAGCAAAAUCAGUUGGCCAUCAGCGUAGAGAGUCAUUAAAGUUCAUGAGACCUGCUGUACCAGCAUCUCAGGAUGUUGAUGAUCAUGGGUUUUUGGAAAAUAGUGACGAUAAUAGAUCAGAAAAUGUAAAUAACAAUUCCGUGGAAAAUAAAGAUUUAAACGAACUAACCGAUGAAGAAAUUUUGGCUGAAGCAUCAAAAGCACCUGCUGGAUCAAUGCCAUCCAUCGAUUACCCACGUUCACUAUUCUUAAAAGGAUUUUUUUCCGUACAAACAACGUCAUCAAAACCUCUGCCAAUUGUUAGAUAUAAAAUAAUAUCAGUACUUAAAGAUUUGAACAUUCAAUUCAAAGAAGUGAAAGGUGGUUUCAUAUGCAUCAAAAAUUUCAACAAAAAUGAUAAACCAGCAAUGAUAACGACUGGCCACAUGGAUCACAAGAGACAAAGAUCGAUAUCAAGACAGGGUUCUAUUAGACAAACGCAGGGGCAACAACCAAAUAUACCAAUGACACCCAUGGGAAACAAUUCAACAUUUCCACAAGAAUUAUCCAUGGCAUCAAUUGAUGAUAUGAAUAACGUCAAUGCAGAUGACAUAUUAACCACGUCGAUAGCUCAAGAUGUUAAUAACCAUAUGAAUAACGGCAUGUUGAAAGAAAGGUCACCAAUUAAGUUUGAAAUCCACAUUGUUAAAGUUAGAAUUGUGGGAUUAGCUGGUGUCCAUUUCAAGAAGGUUAGUGGUAAUACGUGGCUUUAUAAAGAAUUGGCAUCACAUGUGUUAAAAGAACUGAAUCUAUAA